AUUAAGGCCCCGUAGAUCUGGCAUUUCGCGCAUGACGAGGUGCGCCGGAGGCUGCCGCUGACAACAUUUGCCUGCCGGACGCCGCGCUAUGCGCAGCGCACUCGGGACCUCAAGACAUUUCGCGCCGAUUCGUGUUUCAAAAAGUUAUGUGUGGUGUCUAUGACUGUUGAAUUUGUGUAACUGUGAGAUUUUCGAGUUGUGCAAAAUGCUGCUGAAUUUUAAGCUCAUAUUUGUUUGUAGCUGUCUUGCAAUCAUAAAAAGCACAGAAGCAGCAGCCAGCCAGCACAGCAGUGAAGCGUCAUCAUCGGCGGAGUCAUCGGAGUCGUCGACAGAGGUGUCAGUGGUGUCCGUCAGCUCGUCCUCGUCGUCUUCAGAGCUGCAGGAGGGGUCGGGAGACGAUCCUCCUGACCCGCUGCCUGCCGCUAACACCAAGAAUGAAACCAGAGAGGCCCUGAAGACCGAUGGCAGUGAACAAGAUCCUGUGGUGUUCCUGUCAGAGAAGAACAGCUACAUUCCUGUCAGCAUCAAGCCCCGGUCGCCGGCGCCCGAGGGCGCGUGGAAGGAGCCGCCGGCGUGGGAGAGAGAGUACCGGCGACACAGGACCAACAGCAGCAGAGUGCAAUAUAUCGAAGCAGAGUGCCAGGACGAUUUCAUGAAAAUUAGGGUAGGAUUCAACGGGUCCUUUGCUGGUCUUGUAUACUCAGCAGGAUACUCGUAUGACCCAGAUUGCAUGUACAUUAACGGAACAGGACGGGACUACUACGAGUUCUAUAUUCAGCUCAACCGCUGCGGGACGCUGGGCAGAAACAGCCAACACGAUGACAACAGGAAACAUCCCACUAAAAACCUAAUGUGGAACACGAUAACAGUGCAGUACAACUCUCUGAUCGAGGAGGAGCAGGACGAGCACUUCAAGGUCACCUGCGAGUACGGGUAUGACUUCUGGAAGACCGUCACCUUCCCCUUCCUCGAUGUUGAGGUGGCUACUGGUAACCCAGUGGUGUUCACACUACAGCCUCCGGAGUGCUACAUGGAGAUCCGGUCCGGAUACGGCGCGACCGGCGCGCGCGUGUCCGGCCCGGUCCGGGUGGGAGACCCCCUCACUUUACUCAUCUACAUGAGAAGCGCCUAUGACGGGUUCGACAUCGUGGUGAACGACUGCUUCGCACAUAACGGUGCCACCAAGCGGAUACAGCUCAUAGACGAAUACGGUUGUCCAGUGGACGACAAGCUGAUCUCUCGCUUCCGUGGCUCGUGGUCAGAGUCCGGCGUGUUCGAGACCCAAGUGUUCGCGUACAUGAAGACGUUCCGGUUCACCGGCUCGCCCGCGCUCUAUAUCGAGUGUGACGUUAGGAUGUGUCACGGCAGAUGUCCUUCCCAGCCAUGCCAUUGGCGCAACAUGAAGAGCGUCCGCAAACGUUCGAUAGAAGGCGACGCCGGCGCCGCGCCCGCCAGCGUCGCGCCGAGGCUUUCCGAAAACAUCUCACUUUUCCAGUCUUUGCGGGUGUUGCAGGAGGGGGAAGAAGACUCCGAACUAACUAGUAAUAAGGGUCCAUCAAUCGGUCAGACGUGCAUGAAGACGUCAGUGCUGUCAGCGCUAGCGGUGUCUGUGGGCGUGCUGGUGGCGGCGCUGAGCGCGGCGCUGGCGGCGGCGGCGCGCGGCUGGCGGCGCACGAGGGACGCGCCCCAUCACGCCUAUGUGCCACACAAGGGCCGGAUCAAGUAGUUAUAUCAUACAUUUCGUACUUUAAACGCGUUAUAUAAUGGGACUUGGCACAUUUAGACGCUUGCUUACUAACACCCCCAUUUUAUCUAUUUUUUAAUCCUAGACGACAGGUAUUAUAUGUUUAACGUGUCUGUGUAUCUGUGGCACCGUAACAGUCAAACGGUUUAACUGAUUUUGAUCUAUUUAUUUUAUUUGAUAGAGCAUUUUUUAUAGAAAUGUUGUUGAAUAGGGCUAAUUGGCAAAUAACUUCAGGCAUAUUUAUCUAUAGCAUAGUAGUUUGUGUGUCGGAUUUCAAAAUGAAUGGUGAAAAAAAUAAUAGUGCCAAGUCCUAUUUAAUAUAUGUCGUAAUUAUGGAAUCGAGUAGUUUUGUUUAAUUAUUGAAAAGGUCGGGGAAGCGUCUGAAUUUGAUAAACUUGUGCUUGGUAAAAAUGUUUCCUAUGACUUUUUUCUUGAUUCUAAUUCAGUCUGGUGUGCAUUUUUCGAAUAUGUCAACCCUACAAACUUGUUAAUUUUUACCGAAAUUUUCACACGGCUAUAACUAUGUUUACGUUUAGACGCUUAUUUAGUUUUACUUGUCAUCGGUACUUAGUAUCCCACCACCAAAAUUUGACACUCAAUGGAUUUAAUAAUUAACAUAGCAAAUUAAUUAGAUUUAAUUAUUUAGAGAUGCUUUAAUUUCAACAGAUUGAGAGGCGAUUCAUGUGUUAUUCUUGACUAAUUAUUUAUAAUAAACUUACGAAUUUACUAUAAUAAUGUUUUGAUCUUUUAUAUCGAAGAUUCAAAUACUGUUUGCAAAAAACGAUAAGUUUAGUUUUGAGUGUUUUUUGAUAUUUUUUAUUAGUUUAUGGACUAUUGAGAUUCUUAAUUAUAAUACUCGCGUGUUAAUUCCUACAGGGUUGAUAUAGGUAUAUUUUAAAUUAAUAUUUAGGCAUAAUUUGUAUUAGAAUUCACAAGAUAUUUAUUGCAAAAAUAGCUUCAAUCAAACAAUUUACAGAGUAAUUUAUAAUCACUGCACAUUAAUUUUACAAUAUGACGUACAUGGAAUAUUCCAAUUUUAAAAUAAAUAAUCAGCGAAAUAGGAACGAAAAAUGACGAUUUUCCAUACUAAGUUCGUUGUUCACCCAAUUUAUAUGCGAGGCCAAACAUUUUUUGUCAUAUUUUCACAUGGAUUUCUUCGGAUAUCGACUUAUUUUCAUCAUAAAAAUAUUACCAUAUAGAAGAAAUACACAAUGCCUUUUUAACUUUCGUUGGUAAAAAAACUGUUAUACUGUUUCUGAAAGAUUAAUGACUUAGAAAAGUUUAUUAUAAGAUCAAUGGACAAAUAGUGAGGACUCAUAUUUUCUGAGAAAAUAUGUCUCCUCCUUUUUGUCUGCUAAUAAAUUAAUACGUUUUAAGGAUUUAAUAACUACUCAAUAUUGUGAUACAACAAUUUAAAAUAGGGAUAAAUAUAUUUUAGAUUAAUAUUUAUUUAUGUCAACUUUAGAUAUAAUUUGUAAAUAUUGAUAAGGAACUUUUAGUAGGUAAUAGUUUUAUUUUAUAUAAAAAUAAGUAUAUAAG
Plodia interpunctella (Indianmeal moth) is the source of this 3283-nucleotide messenger RNA. RefSeq lists its product as uncharacterized. The record is from RefSeq and is a predicted model, not a curated record. The transcript has 13 exons. NCBI's taxonomy places the organism in Eukaryota, Metazoa, Arthropoda, Insecta, Lepidoptera, Pyralidae. The coding region runs from base 206 to 1726 and encodes 506 amino acids.